Molecule: messenger RNA, 1467 nt
Organism: Amphimedon queenslandica
Lineage: Eukaryota; Metazoa; Porifera; Demospongiae; Haplosclerida; Niphatidae
Product: polyhomeotic-like protein 2
Exons: 9
Coding region: 282-1193 (303 amino acids)
Biological process (GO): negative regulation of DNA-templated transcription
Cellular component (GO): nucleus; PRC1 complex
Molecular function (GO): chromatin binding; zinc ion binding; histone binding
Source: RefSeq, a predicted model, not a curated record
GCUCGCUUGUGUAUGUACUGGAGUCUCUCUCCAUGCAGAACCAGCAAAGGAAAAACUUUCUUUUUCAUCAUAGAAAGGAGACCCUGUAGACUCCAGUCUCCCUCAGACUCCACCAAGGAGAGGCAAUAUUCGCAGUAUCUCUCAUUAGUUCUGCACUAUACACGGCCUGGUCCCUGCUAGGACAAGUAUUUUCAAACUACAUUGUGUCCUCCACUCCACUUUGCUUGAGUUGGGUACACCUCUAAGUAUUGAAGAUACUCUCCACACGCAGUGAUUUUUAAAUGGAAGACAGUAAAAGUCAAGAAGAGGUGACAAUCAUCGAUAAAGAUGAGAGCUCUGAGAAGGUACUCAGUGUAGUUGGUGGCUUUGUCAUUGAGGAGAGCGUUAACCCCUUUCCCAAGAGUAAACUGUCCUUUAUACCUGAUGAAUACGGGAAGAAGGAUUCAUCAACUCAUCACUCUCGACUUAGAAAGCGUGAGAAAUACCCAACUGUGAGGCCUGAAGACCCAUCCCUACCUCCUGGUCACGCCAGGUGCGAGUUUUGUGGAACUGUCGGCAUAAUUGAGGACUUUCUUGCACCAAGCAGGAGGUUUUGCACUGUGACAUGUUGUAAAAGGUACAGUGCUGAGAAGAGAUACUAUCCUUAUGGGCGGGAUGAAGAGGGCGUGGCUAUGUCUAUUAAACAAGGUCUUGUUAAUAGACACCGAACCCUAAGACCAAACUCAUCCAAACCAAGAAAAUCCAGUCAGCAGCAGCACCAGUCUUCCAGUGCUAGGGAUGAAAGAAGGAGACGAUUGGCGUACUAUUCUACUGCCGCUAAUGCCACGCCUCCUGAGGCCACACCCAAUAAUAGGAAGAGACCUGCAAGAAAGACCCCAUCAUCUAACAAUACACCAACCACACAAGUAGCCACUGGCGAACAAAGACCAAACUCCUCCUUCUUUGAACCUUAUUCCCAUCCUCUUGGUUCUACAAUUCGUCAGUGGUCAGUGGACGACGUCUCAGAGUUUUUAACGUUCCUCGGGUACGAAGCUUACAUCGAUAAGUUUCAGGAACAUGAGAUUGACGGGCGGGCCCUCUCUCUCGUCAAAGAUCACCACCUGCUAAUGACUCUCAAACUUCGUCUUGGCCCAACUCUUAAAAUAGUCGAACACGUCAACUUGUUAAAGAUGAUCGAAGAAAUUGAAGAUUGAUGAAUCAACAAAAACUGUCACUCACACAUGCAUGUAGUUAGAUGUGGGUGUGGCUUGACCACACCUACUUUGGGGUUAGCCCUAUGUUUUGCAGUAUCAAUCAUCAGUUUGUUUGUUCUUAAAUCUCUUUUCCUCUUUGACCUCUCUCCCCCCCCUCCCUCUUUCUAACACUGAACGUACUAAGUCUUACAGAAAUCAAUUAUAAUAUUAAUUAAAAUUAUAAUAAUAAUUAUAACAAUUACUUAUUGGGAAAAAAUCUUAAACUUAUUUUUAA